UAUAUAGGCGUCAUUUAAUGUCACAAUUAUCAUCACUCUCCUUACGAACCUCCAAAAUUGAUGAGCAAAAUUUUUCCUUUGCAAAUGUAAAAUAUGCUAUCAGGAAAGUUGCAGAACUUUGUUACAUCGUAUUUCAACGAGUAUGCAAUCGUCAGCAUGGUCAGUGUACCGCUUCAAUCGCUUCCCGCCGCCACCGAAUUGUCAACAAGCUAAUAUUUCCUCCUGCAGAAAGCCAACAUGGAGGAAUCCGUGCCUGUCGUCGACUUUUCGGCUUACAGUCUAGAUCGUGAGAGUCCAGAUCCCGAACAUUUUCAGAAACUGAUUGACGAUGUCCACCGUGCUCUCACCACCAUUGGUUUCAUGUACUUGAAAAAUUUCGGAAUCCCAGCUGAAAUGAUAAGUGAUGCAUUUUCCACUUCAAAGAGGUUCUUUCAAUUACCCUUAAAUGAGAAGAUGAAGUGCGCUGGACCAGAAGGAAGUUUCUAUGGUUACCACCAUAUGGAAAAAGAAGGGUUGAAUCCGCGAAGAGCAUCCAAUGAUCUGAAGGAGAUUUUUGGUUGUAUUCCUAUCGAAGGCACGUCAACGGUCUUCCCGGAAGAAGAGUUGCCCGAAUUUCGAAAAUGUCUUACAGACCUCUUUCACUCAGCUAUCCUUCUUGAGUACAGAGUGCUCGAAAUUAUUGCCCGAGGGCUCAAACUCGACGAUCCAUUUUAUUUUACGGACAGACACAAGCUCACUGGAACCAAUGGAAACACGACGUCAAUUCGUUCCCUCUAUUACCCAUCAUUGGUCAACGUUGAUAUAAAAGAGGACCAAGUACGGUGUGGGGAGCACUGCGACUAUGGCGGGAUAACACUACUUUUUCAGGACACACAACCUGGGCUUGAGGUGAAGAAUGUCCAUGGAAAAUGGAUCCCAGCAUCGCCAAUAGAGGGCACUGUGAUCGUCAACGUUGGGGAACUCAUGCAGCGGUGGACUUCAGACAAAGUUGUUGCUACCGAGCAUAGAGUACUGGUUCCUUCAGAUCAGCUCGAGCACGAGAGGCAGUCAAUUGCCAUCUUCGGGAAUCCCGACAAUGAGGUCUCCAUCGAGUGCAUCGAUGGGUCGAACAAGUACCCGCCCACGACAAUAAUGGACAUGCUGAAUAUGAAAUUUAAACAGACCUUUGGCUAUAGCCCGGCGAAAGAGGACCCCGGGAGUUUCUGAAGAACUUCAGUGAUGUCAGUUUUCUGGGGGCCCAUUGUCAUGAUUUGAGACGAUUAAUGGUUCAUUUUAACUCAACUCCAACGCAGCAAAACUGUGGUGUUAACCGGGUGUACAUAAUAUUAUUAAAGGACUACGCCACUUUAAUUACUCCGGUGUUAUUUCCAGUGUUAGUUUCAACGGUUCCAUGAUAAUUGUUCAGGGGCAAAUAAUUGCUUCAAUUGAAAUUCUGCACCUUAAGCAAAACAUAAAACCUACUCUCAAAAAAAAACUAAAUAAAUUAACCCUAUAAUAAUUUCAUUUACAUUAUUCUGAACAAAAAACUGCAUUACAAUCCUAACUCUCUGGCUAUGCCCUCUUAAAUAUUAAGGCCGGAGAAAAUAUCGCAGGAGCAAACAGUGGCGUAUGGGGGGGGAUGUGCCCCCUUCCCUAUCAGCUGUGUCAAAAAAGAAUCAGGAGAAAAGGAGAAAAGAGGGAGAAAGAAAGCAAAGGCGAACAGGGGGAAAUAGAAAAUCAUUGUAUAUUAUGUUAUGUUAUAGUAUACUAUAUCAUAUUACAAAAACAUUUUUAAUUACUUUUUGAAACAUAAUUCGGGUAGGACCUAUGUGUUCAUCACUCCUGGCGCCCACAUUGUCUGUUUAAUGAGAGAAAUAAUACCAGUGGAUUAAAUGGAAAAUGAUACUGAAACGUCCCGUUUUCAAGUCAAAAUACACCAAAUAUAUUUCCUCGCACUUCGACAUUUUAUUUAUGUAUGUAGUGACAGUAGCUUCUUUUCCAUGACUGCUUAAAGUGAUUGCCCCCUUUUAAGGUCUGAAUAUAAAAAAAAUCCAGUCCGUGCUUACGUUCGCAUAUUAGUGAAUUGGUGAUACAUCUACUCUUCA
This is a messenger RNA of Lytechinus variegatus (green sea urchin), 2084 nucleotides long. Its product is annotated as proline hydroxylase buaE-like. The record is from RefSeq and is a predicted model, not a curated record. The coding region runs from base 238 to 1206 and encodes 322 amino acids. The transcript has 7 exons. Gene Ontology annotation, molecular function: dioxygenase activity. NCBI's taxonomy places the organism in Eukaryota, Metazoa, Echinodermata, Echinoidea, Temnopleuroida, Toxopneustidae.